Messenger RNA from Xiphophorus maculatus (southern platyfish), 1964 nucleotides. It is a transcript of the gene ctxn2, whose product is annotated as cortexin 2. The coding region runs from base 490 to 735 and encodes 81 amino acids. The transcript has 2 exons. Lineage: Eukaryota; Metazoa; Chordata; Actinopteri; Cyprinodontiformes; Poeciliidae. The record is from RefSeq and is a predicted model, not a curated record.
GUGUGUGUGUGGGAUCUGUUGUGAAUGAGUGAGGCAGCAGAGCAGCUGAGUGAGACUAACAAGUGGUUGCCAUGCAGCAGGAGCAAGCGUGCGUGCUUCUGGAGGGAGAGAUAGAGAAACAGAAUGAUAAUGAGCAGGAGGCAGCAGCGAGCGCCAGGACAGGAGCCGCAUCUCUCAGGAGAAACAUGUAGAACGGAUUGAUCCAGCCCCACGCCUCUGCUCCUCUGUCUUCUCCUUUUUUUCCCUUUACCCUCAGCUUUUUUUUUUGUUGCUCAGAUGUGAGCUGCUAGCCUGGCGCAUCCAGUAUGCCAGCAAUGGGUGGAUUAACGGAUACACGUCUGAGAGCUCCAAGGAGGAGGAGGAAGAGUUGCUUGCAGGAAUCGGCAGCAACAGGUCUGUAAGGAUGGCAUGGAAAUGAUGGUGACAUGCAGGCUUCUAAACGCCUGACCCCAUCUGUGAAGAGAUGAGGCACCUAGACGUGGGCUUACCAUGAGCAGCGUCCACUUCAACCACUCCCUUGCUGCCAUGAGUGGAAACGACAUAAUGGCGCACUCUCUGACUUUGGAGCAGAAGACGGCAUUUGCCUUCGUGGGGAUGCUGCUGGUGUUCUUGGGACUGCUGAUAAUACGCUGCUUCAGGAUCCUGCUGGACCCCUACAGCAGCAUGCCCUCCUCCAACUGGGCCGAUGGCAUCGAGGGGCUGGAGAAAGGGACGUUCGAGUACGCCCUCACCUAACGAUGGGACAAGAAUACACACAAAUUACGAGAAAAGAUGCCCAAGCCUGCACAACCACCGCACCUGACACCCCCAUUCAGACACCCCCAAGUGAUGAACCAAGCUCAAGCUGCAAAGCUGUGUGUGUGUUGUGUGAUGUGCGUGAAUUGCUAGGUGAGAAAGCCUUUACUGUAUGUGAGUAUAUGCGAACUGUGUGUGUGUCUGACUGGAUGUGAGGCAGAUGCUGUGUCACAUUGGGUGACCUUCUGCCAGAGGGUGUGUAUUUUAGCUCAUCAACUGACACAGAACUUGGCUGUAGCUCCCUUUAACCCACACCAACAAGGUGAAUGUCACGAUGAGGUGGAUUUCUGUGGAACAGGGAGGGAGACUGAAGACUCAGGGACAAGAUGCCUCACACUAACUUAGAACAGAAGACAGCGCGGUUGCACUUCUGCACAAGCGGAACAGUUCAGCACAAGACUGCACCUGGAUGGAUACAGGGUAUUAUGUCAAUCUAGUGCUUUGCAAGCUAUUCAAACCCAGUCUGUCGGGAAUCUAAAGGAAAGCAGCCACUUUUUGUUGGAUCGGUCCUUUUUCUGGUGUCUUGCUUCCUGACGUCCUGCGGCAAAUAAGCAAACUGUGACCUACAUUGUGGUAUUCCAGUUUCUAAAUAAUGCAAAAUGAGCUCAGAGAUUGUACCGCUCCUGCGUCAGAGUGAUGGUGAACUGAAAGUGGCCAAAGUUAUAUGGACUGACUGACUGAUGAGCAUAAGACAAGAUACUUUUUUUCCCCCCACUCACAGCACUGUUGUUCCAGAUCACUGGGAGGAGCUAACUCAGCAGAGGUGUCAUAUAAAACAAGGAUGGGAUGUUUGUCAGCUCUACACUUGACCAUAUUUUCAGACCAUCCCAAAACUCCACCCUGCCCCAAUCUCUUCCUUCCACUCGGAGGAAGACGGAACGGUCCGGAAAGCAGACCGUUUAGAGUCUGGACUGUUCUGUUGAUAAUUUUUACGGUCUACUGUUUCUCCUUAGUGCUGUGAAUCUGCCUUACUGUGACCUUCAAUGGGUUUAUGUGCCUUCAUCUAGAAACAUUAGAGCACCUGUUUGUGGGUGUGUGGGAGGGAGGGGGUGUGUCUGUGAGUGAGUGUCACAUCAUAAUGACAGGCCAGUUGCUUGCUCUGCUGGUGAUAGAGAUUUUGCAUUGAAUUCAUUUGAUUUGAUGAUGUGAAAUAAAAAGGAUUUAUUCAC